Messenger RNA from Botrytis cinerea B05.10, 564 nucleotides. RefSeq lists its product as hypothetical. The transcript is spliced from 2 exons. The coding region runs from base 1 to 564 and encodes 187 amino acids. Lineage: Eukaryota; Fungi; Ascomycota; Leotiomycetes; Helotiales; Sclerotiniaceae. The record is from RefSeq and is a predicted model, not a curated record.
AUGGCUCCAACACCCAUUGCAAUCAACACUGAGGCAUCCACGAACCUUUCAAAUGCACGACUAGAUUUCAAUGCACUGAAAGAUCUCGACAUACAAAUAAAAUUUCACACACAGCCCGAUUCAAUAGGACAAAUAGAGGUGGUCGGGAAAAUUGAGCAAUCCUCACAGAAAAAGACCUGGGAGCAGCUCCAUGCCCUCAUUUUUGAUGUCGCCAAUGCAUCUCUCUUCAUCACCGAUCGUUCAGUAGUAGAAAGAAACUACACACGUAUUCCUCUCCCUCGCGCCUUUCCCUACAUCAAAGAUUAUAUCUACUAUCGCAUGACGCGUGCCAAGAGUGACCCUCUCAAUUCCCAGUACAUGGCAUAUGCAUUAAUAGACCGUCUUGGCAUCAGAGAACAAAGAUUGAGAGGAGAGAUUAAGGAGGCAUGGGUUUUAAAUGAUCCCAAAGGAAGGCGGUUCGAGACGGUCAGUAAAUGGAAAUUUUGGGCUACAACAGCAAAACUGGAGAUGCGUGUUCGUAAGGGACAGGCACAGUUUCCCGCGUAUCAACACUGGUUCCGUUGA